CGCAGCGGGGACGCGCAGCCCAGCCCGGCUCGCCUCGGCUUGCCCCUUCCUCGCACACCCCCGCGGCCCGGCUCGGCUGACGCUCUCGGCACCGCCAGCGGCCGGCCGGGCGGCUCCCGAGCACGGCCUGCGGCCGCUCUCCGGUGGCGGCGGCGGGGAGCCGCGGCGAGGAGAAAGCUGCUGCUGCGGCGGCAGCGGCGGGGGGAGCAGCCAUGUUGGAGCGGGGAAUAAAGUGACUUUCCUCGGGGAGGGAGCGCGGCCGGCGGUCCGGCGAAGGCUCUCGGGCGGCGAGGGGAGGGGGGGUUCGCCUCCCGGCGGCCGGAUACCGCUCCUAGGCGGAGGAGAAGGGGAAGAAGAAGGGGCAAAGGAACCGCCCCCGGACCCGCGAAGCUCCGGCGCUGCUGGCUUCCUUAAGCCAGACUCAAUAUCGAUAGAAUGAAAAAAUUUAAGAGAAGACUUUCCUUAACCUUGCGAGGAAGCCAGACCAUCGAUGAAUCGCUGUCUGAGCUAGCAGAACAAAUGACAAUUGAAGAAAACAGCAGCAAAGAUAACGGUGUGAGUAAUAAUGGAAGGAUCAGCUACGGUAAAGUGCAGCCUAUUGUGAAGAAUGGCAGGCCUCCAACGUCUCACAGCAUGCACUCAUUUCUCCACCAGUACACGGGAUCUUUCAAGAAGCCCCCUUUACGGAGACCACACAGCGUCAUCGGGGGCAGCCUCGGCUCUUUCAUGGCAAUGCCCAGAAAUGGGAGCAGAUUAGAUAUUGUUCAUGAAAAUUUGAAAAUGGGAUCGGAUGGGGAAAGUGAUCAAGCUUCUGGAACGUCAUCUGAUGAAGUUCAGUCUCCCACAGGAGUUUGUCUCAGAAACCGGAUACACAGACGAAUCUCAAUGGAGGAUUUGAACAAGCGCUUGUCGCUGCCCGCUGACAUCAGGAUCCCCGAUGGCUACCUGGAGAAGCUGCAGAUCAACAGCCCGCCCUUUGACCAGCCCAUGAGUCGGCGUUCUCGUCGAGCAUCCCUGUCAGAAAUUGGAUUUGGAAAAAUGGAAACCUAUAUCAAGUUAGAAAAGCUUGGAGAGGGUACCUAUGCCACAGUUUAUAAGGGGAGAAGUAAACUGACAGAGAAUCUGGUAGCUCUGAAAGAAAUCCGCCUGGAACAUGAGGAGGGAGCUCCAUGCACAGCCAUAAGAGAAGUGUCAUUAUUAAAAGAUCUGAAACAUGCAAAUAUUGUUACAUUGCAUGAUAUUGUGCACACAGACAAGUCUUUGACUCUUGUUUUUGAAUACCUGGACAAGGACCUGAAGCAGUACAUGGAUGACUGUGGUAACAUCAUGAGUAUGCACAAUGUAAAGCUAUUUUUAUAUCAGAUUCUUCGUGGUUUGGCCUACUGUCAUAGGAGAAAGGUGUUGCAUCGAGAUUUGAAGCCACAAAACCUACUAAUUAAUGAGAAAGGAGAACUGAAGCUCGCAGACUUUGGAUUGGCAAGAGCGAAGUCUGUUCCUACAAAGACUUAUUCCAAUGAAGUUGUCACAUUAUGGUACAGACCACCUGAUGUUCUCCUUGGAUCUUCAGAGUAUUCAACUCAAAUUGACAUGUGGGGUGUCGGAUGCAUAUUUUUUGAAAUGGCAUCAGGAAGGCCUCUUUUUCCUGGUUCAACUGUUGAAGAUGAACUGCACUUAAUCUUCAGACUUCUUGGAACUCCAUGUCAGGAAACGUGGCCAGGCAUUUCUUCCAGUGAUGAAUUUAGAAACUACAACUUUCCUAAGUAUAAACCACAACCUCUCAUCAACCAUGCACCAAGGUGUUUCAAUAUUCAGUCUAAAAGAGAUUCAAUUGCAAAAAGACCCUGGCUUUCGAAAUUCCACCUACCCAGAGACCGGACAUGGGAAGAACAGAAGGCAGAGCAUGCUUUUCUAAAGGGGGCAGUGCAGAGUCAAGUCCAAGCCUAUCCUGUCAAUCAAGGACUCGGAUCCAAAGGCAGUGCUUUCUGUUGGUGGACUUGGAAUCGCAGUUUGUCUACACUGUCCUCUUAACAGUGGAGUCUUUUUAUUUCCAACCUGCAAAUUAUGUUUUUAUAUUUGUUGUCACAGUGUGACAAAUUUUUGUACAGUUGGUUUUAAGGUCUCCUCUGCCACUAGAGCCAGUAGGUUACAGCUGUUGAUGUAACUGUAGCUGCAAUUUUUGUGCAGGACUGAGAAACACAGUGCAUUAUUUAUUGCGGAAUCAUUGCUGCUAAAUAACUACUGUCUGUAUAGUUAACACAACAGUUCCAUGCCUGAAGAAGUUGCAAUGGCUUUAUAAUAUGUGAAUGCAUCUGUUUCUCUUGACAAAAUGUUCUACUGCUGCGGGGUUUUUUUGUAUUUCUUAAACUGCAGUGUUUCCUGGAAUGUAAACAUAGCUUUGCUUGGCUAUAGGUGAGCCAUCUUUAAUGCUCUAAGUUCUUGGCACUUAAUUCCUUAUUUAACAUUGGAAGUAUGUGUUGAAAUAGUUGAAAAAUUAUAAUGCAUAUUAUGUUUUUGAAAAGCACAUGGUGUGAAGGUUGAUUCAAACAAGUGAAAAGCAACUUUGAUUUGCUCUCAGAUCCUAUGUUAGUUAUCGAUAAAUUAGAGCAUGGAGGCUGGACGUUUUGCCAGGCUUACUCCAGCAUAACAUAUUUGCACAUUGUUGUGCAUAUGAGGCCUGCAGAAACAAUAACUUUUUUACCUUGUUUUUAACUUAGAAAUACAAAUAGUAAAAGGACAAUUCACGUAUGUUGGACCCUGGCUUACUUUUCAUUACAGAGGAACAGGACAACUAAUUAAACAAACAUUGGAAUAAUGGCACACUUUCCCCACUUUGUUCCUCUCCCAUUUGUGCAUUAUUCACUUGAAAUCAACUGGAAAGAUGCAAGUUUGUACUUGAGAAGAACUCACUAUGCUACAGAGCUUUUACAAUGGGAACUUAGAGAGUUUUUCAGAUCUUAGAUGUUACCUGUUUUCCAGAGAUAGUAAACAUAUUACUACUAUGCUUAUGCAUCUCAGUGAGUAUCAUAAGUACACCCUUGGUGAUGGUUACAGUAUUUUUAAGCAUUUGUGUUCACCUUUAUGAACCUAUUUGUUUAGUGCAUCUUAAAGAGACUGUAAAUCUUUAUUGGUAUAUUUUGAAAUGGUCAUGUAAAUCUUUGGCUGGUAUAUCAUGAAAAUAGUCAUAGGUAACUUAAUUUUUCCUGACAUUCACUGUAAAACGUUCAGGGGUCCUACCAUUUCUGUUCAGGAAAUCUUGUAGUUUAUUGUUAUUUAACAGUAUUAAGUGAAUUUUUGUAUAUUUCAUUUUAACUUUAUUUGUGAAUAGUGAUUGUGGCAUGUUUGGGGGUGUUUUAUUAAUAUUUCAUUGAUACUAGUAAAUUUGAAUUGGGAUUUUUUUUUUUUAAUUUUAUUUUCUGGAAGAGAGAAAUUCAUGUGUAACGGUGACUAUUGGACCACUACUGCUUUUCAGCAUUUGUAAACCGGUUUUACGUUCAAUCUUGUAGACCUAACAAACUGCUGUUAUUUCUAACUGACCGACCUGUAUUAAUAUUGUACUUUUGAAAGUAUAAAUAUUAUGUGGAAUUCUUUGGUUUUGUUUUGAAAUUUAUAAUAACAAAAGCCCUGUGUUGUUAAAAAUACAGACUAAGUGAACUUGCGGUUCUUGGGGCAUUGUUGGCAGCGUUUAGCGAGGUCCGUGUGUUGUGGCAGCCCCCAGGGUCACCUUUGGCUGCUCCUUUAGUUCCUUCAGGGCAGUGGCAGUGGCAGUAGCAGUGACGUGGUUCAUCCGUGGCUGAGGCUGCUCAGGACCUUCUCAGUGGCGUGUCCCAGUGUCACUGCUGGUGAGCCAGCCCUGCGUGUCACCCGGCCUGGGAGCGUCACGCGAGGCUCGGACACGCGCGGGGCUCCCCUGAUCCCAGUGCGAGCGCUAUGGCUAUGGCAGAGGCACAGUUGGCACUGAUGAAAAACCUUGUCCUGAAAUAGUUGUUAUAUAUAUUUUUAUAGUUGCUAUGGAUCUGAUCUAGAUUUUAUACCGAUGAACUUUGUAGGAAAUACGUUGUAGACGUGACAGUGUUGAAGAAAGAAGUGUCAGAAAAACAUCUUUUUUACAGAAGUAGUGAAGAUAGACUAAAUGUUCCCUGUGGAUAAAUGUGUGAUUUAGCAUUUCUAGAACAGUAAUACUUCAUAGGUCAUAAAAGAACAAGUAAUAAUGUGACACUAAUGAGUAAAGGACUUAAAGGUUUACCUGAUAAAAUGAAGUGCAUUAAUAAACUUAGAAAGGGAUCAGGCGCAGCUAACAAAAGGAUGUUCCAUCUUAAGUAGGAAUUCAGCUUUUAUGUUACAGAUGAAAAGAUCUUGCAUAAAAUUAAAGCAGUCUGUUUAUAAAGAAAUUUUUUCUAAGGACCUACAAGUGAAUCUGUGUUCUUCAUUAGGAGGUAGCUUUAAAGAACAUAUUUAAGAAACUUGCCAUCUGUUGUCAAGCCAGUUUGGGGCUUUUUAAAAUUGUCUGUUACUGAAAUUCCUGCAUCAGCAGAGACAGUUCUGUGGCAGUUGCCUGUUUGGGGCAGUAGUCAGCAAGUCUAAAGUUGCUGGGCAUCUCUGACAUUCUUUCUAUGGAAUUCUGUGCUCUGCCUCCUGUCGGGCAGAGUCAGGUACUACAGACUUGGUUUCACUGUCCCCAAAAACUUAAGAGUGUUGGCCUUUUUGGGGGAAGGCCUCAAGAGUGUCAAAAACCAAGCAGAGACUUGCUAAAAAUGGAUGACUUUCAGUGUUAGGUGUGACCACCUUUCCUUGACGAUGAGUGAUCAGUUAAUGAGAAAUGGCCUGCAUGUCGUGGCUGAUUUUAGGUAGUUAUUUUUGAUAACUGGUGUGUCCCACCUAGGCCAGGGUAGGGCUGGCCAGGUGUGGGUGUAGGUGUGUGUCAGAGUCAGGUGGGCUGGAAGCCAGGACAGAGGCAGGUGCUGGUGGUGUGGUUGUAUUCACGUGCAGGUGAAGGUUGAAGGGGAGAGAGGGUGGGUGGAGGAUGGAGAUUGACAGGACAGGGUGGGAGAUGGAAGAGGCAAACCAACAGCUCAGCAAUGCUCUAGUGGAACGUGCUUCUCAACAUGGCUGUGUUAUUUUUGUGCUGCUUUACCACAGCAUUAAGUAGCCAGAGUGUAUCCCUGAAUUGGGCAAUAAAAGUUAAAAUAAACAAUUAUUAAAGAAUCAA
Messenger RNA from Agelaius phoeniceus (red-winged blackbird), 5206 nucleotides. NCBI's taxonomy places the organism in Eukaryota, Metazoa, Chordata, Aves, Passeriformes, Icteridae. The record is from RefSeq and is a predicted model, not a curated record.